AUGACAAGGAAUAUCGCGCAUUCAAACUUGAAGCGAAGAUUGCGAAGUUAUAUUUUGAAAAGAAUGUGCCGUCAAUCUUGCGCUCUGGCAUGGGCCAAGCAAUUGCCGGAUGUGUUGCUGGAGCUCCUGCAGAUGCGAACUCCUGCUGCUGCUCAAGCAGAAGUGAUGAACGUGUUCGGCACACAGCCUUCCCGAAUAUAUGGAUCUACAGCCGGAGCCGCGACAUCAUACUCCCGAGGGCAUAACCUGGAUGGUCAGAGAGGCAAGAUCAUGGAUCUUCUCCAGCGUGAAAAGGAUAAUUACGAAGCGAUUGGUCUGUCAGAAAGUGACAUAAAAUCGGCCAUUGGAGCGGUAAAUAUGGAUGCUCUGCGGAAAGAUCUCCAGUUUCUGGUCAAUGAAGGUCAUAUAUACAAUACUACUGAUGAUGAACACUAUGCCCUUAUUGAUUAA
Molecule: messenger RNA, 450 nt
Organism: Cooperia oncophora
Lineage: Eukaryota; Metazoa; Nematoda; Chromadorea; Rhabditida; Trichostrongylidae
Source: the annotation of a GenBank genome assembly